This is a messenger RNA of Penicillium subrubescens, 1320 nucleotides long. Its product is annotated as questin oxidase family protein. Gene Ontology annotation, molecular function: oxidoreductase activity. The record is from RefSeq and is a predicted model, not a curated record. NCBI's taxonomy places the organism in Eukaryota, Fungi, Ascomycota, Eurotiomycetes, Eurotiales, Aspergillaceae. The transcript is spliced from 2 exons. The coding region runs from base 1 to 1320 and encodes 439 amino acids.
AUGGCAAGUCACUCGGUCAUUGCCAUCUCACCCCCGAAUACGGGUAGCUUCCACGUCCCGCUCAGCCCUGCUGCGCUAGCCACCGUCAAUCAAUUCCUUCAAGAGAAUCACGACCGGUAUCAUCCGUUCUUUAAUGAUCGAGGAUUUCACAAUCAUAUCACUCAUUAUCUGCUCGCGUCACUCUCUCUGGGGGCUACCGCCGCCCAGAUCACGCGCAGUUUUGAACAGGAAAAAGCUAUUCAGCGCCCUCAACUGCCCCUAAAUCUGGAGAACAGCAAACGUCUCGCGGAUCCCGAGUUGUUCAAGGAUUGCAUGGGGAAGGAAGAGUUCUACCGGGAUUAUCUCAUCUUUUUCCAGAAUGAGAUCAAGGAAAAGGGGAUAGGUGGGGUGUUGAACGAAUACCUAUUCUGCAGAAAGGAGAAUGCCGAACUAUUGUUCACUCGGCUUUUCGCAAGCUUCCUGCAUCCCUUGAUUCAUCUUGGCUACGGGAUUGAGUUUCAGCAGCCUGCUAUCAUUGCCGAAGCACUAGCACAGACAGCCGUUCAUCAGAACGAGGUUUCUGUUGUGAUGCUUGGAGCAGAGCAUGCUGCCUCGUCCUUGGACGGUCCGUCGCCUCCACUUCUUGAUCUCCUCGCACAAGCGCGCGUGGAUGACUCGAUCCGCAACGCAUCCUGCUGGGGUGAUGGUAGCUGGAUCGAAGACGUACCUCUUACCCAGGCUCCCAAGAGACUUUGGGAUAUUGCGGCCCAAUGGAGAGUCCAACCUAAUGAGCUACAUGGGAAGACAGCCGAGAUGAUCAAUGUAAACGGCUUCAUGUGCGGAGCGGCUCAAAUGCCACCCAAGGAGUACAAGCUCGACUUUUUCUUGAUUCAUAACCUGAAUUGCUCAAUCUUCUUCCCCUCCAUUCUCAAGCAGAACUGGAUGAGCACGGAGAACAAAGUUCGCUUAUUGGAAUGGAAGGGUCGCUUCGACGUGAUCUCCUAUGCGGCGCGUGGAUGUCCAACUCUGGUUGAGUCCGAAAUCCUCAACUAUCAGCCCAAGCGGCCGCAGCAUGGCUGGGCCAAUCUGUUCCAGAGAGUCAAUGAUCUGGAUGAUGACUCUCACGUCACGAAGUUUCUACGUGGAAUGGCACAUGGAGAGCAGUUCUGCGAGCCAUACGACUUUGGCAAGGAAAGGUUUCCGUUGACCCGUAGCAUGUGGCUUCGCAUUGCUCACAUGGCUAUUGAUACAACAGAGAAAGAGCCGAUUGCUAAGAAUCGUUGGGUCAGAGGUGCUGGUUUUCCUUCUCAGUGGGAUCACUUCCAUGACAGACUACCAUAA